Neocloeon triangulifer is the source of this 1310-nucleotide messenger RNA. RefSeq names its product beta-1,3-galactosyltransferase 5-like. Lineage: Eukaryota; Metazoa; Arthropoda; Insecta; Ephemeroptera; Baetidae. The record is from RefSeq and is a predicted model, not a curated record. Gene Ontology annotation, molecular function: hexosyltransferase activity. Bases 108 to 1184 code for a protein of 358 amino acids. The transcript has 4 exons. Gene Ontology annotation, cellular component: membrane.
GAAAAUAAUUUUGAUUUCACUCUCUGUCGCUGCUCCAGUAGUGCAACGACGACGUCGGCCGUCGUUGCCUGCUGCCCGUCGAAGUGCCUCGAGUGUGUCCGUCCGACAUGGACGCCGGCGUGUCCGGCUGGGUGCACCACCUGGUGGUGGACGCGUCCCUCAAGUACUGCAACUGCUACGCCAGCAGACCCUUUUACCGCUUAGUGUGCCUCAUGUGCUUCGCUUUCUGCGUCCUUUUCUUUGUUUUUUCCACCCAACAACAGUCCACCUCCGGACACUUGCAAAAACAUGAAGCCAUCAGACGGACUUUGUCUCUUCAUGAGCCCACCGGGCCUCACUUGGACGCCACAGACCUCACCGUCAAACCGUUUGGGUUUGAAAUUAAACUGCAGCCGUCCGCAAGAGGUACUUUUAAGUCUUGUCACAAAACUGAUCUCCUGAUUGUCGUCUGCUCGGCGGUGCAGCACUCGGACAGGCGGAUGGCCAUCCGCGAAACUUGGGGUUCCGCCGAGGCUUUGGCGCCGUUGAAUGCGGCCGUGGUGUUCGCAUUGGGUUCCAGGCCGGCUGGAGAAGAGGCUGUGCACGUUGAGGCCGAGCAAUUUGGGGACAUCCUGCAGGGCGACUUUGAGGACACGUACAUGAAUCUCACCCUCAAGUCGACAAUGCUGCUCAAGUAUGUGUCCGGAGCGUGCGGAGAUGGGAAAAAGGCCCCGCGUUUCGUCAUGAAGACUGACGAUGAUAUUUUCGUGAACGUGCCGCUGUUGGUUGCGGUUCUCAAAAAGAAUUAUAAAGAAGCAGAAAAAGUAAUAACAGGUUGUGCGAAACAAAAGACAGCACCAAAAGGAAUCAGCAUGGAUGGCCGUACGGCGCCCUCGCUGCUGCCAGACUUUGUGGCUGGCGCUGGUUACGUCAUGAGUGGACCUCUGGUCACUGAACUCUACGCCGCUGCCAGAAGAGUCCGCAAACCUCUGAAGAUGGAGGACAUUUUUGUGACUGCCCAAUGCGCCCAACUGGUGCCAGGGGCGCACCCACCAAGACACGACCCUCGAUUUAGCUGCGGGGGCAUAAUCAAGGAUGACUGCGAACUUGUUUCCUUAUUUACGGGACACCACAUUACUCCGCAAAGGCAAUCAGCGAUCUGGGAUAAAUUUACUAGUGAUCCGAACCCGUGCAUGGAUUUCUGAUUUGAUACUUGAAGCUAAAGACUGUGAUAAAAUGUGAAUUGAAAAAAUGCGAGUUGCAGAUUUUACCAUUUUGUGAUCAUAACAAGUUGUGAAUUCUAAUAAAAUAAAACUCAACUAGAGUGAAAG